Messenger RNA from Xylona heveae TC161, 1924 nucleotides. RefSeq names its product p68 RNA helicase. Gene Ontology annotation, molecular function: RNA helicase activity; RNA binding; ATP binding. The record is from RefSeq and is a predicted model, not a curated record. Gene Ontology annotation, cellular component: nucleus; cytoplasm; ribonucleoprotein complex. Gene Ontology annotation, biological process: rRNA processing. Lineage: Eukaryota; Fungi; Ascomycota; Xylonomycetes; Xylonales; Xylonaceae. The transcript is spliced from 7 exons. The coding region runs from base 62 to 1636 and encodes 524 amino acids.
GGAUACUCGGUUUUCAUAACUUUUUAAUACUACAGUCUUUACUUUUAGACGACUCGCUGAUAUGUCGUACGGCGGCGGCUACGGAGGCGGCUACGGAGGCUCUCGUGGCGGCGGUGGUGGUGGUUAUGGUGGCGGCGGCUACGGUGGCGGAUCUUCAAAUGGCAAUGGCUAUCGCGGCGGCAGCAACGGUUACUCAAGCGGAGGUUAUGGAGGUGGCGGCGACAAGAUGUCGAAUCUCGGUUCAGGCCUUCAGAAGCAGAGCUGGGAUGUCGAUGCCCUCCCCAAAUUUGAGAAAUCUUUCUAUAAGGAACAUCCUUCCGUAACGGAACGCUCUGAUCGUGAUGUUGAAGCGUUCCGCAAGGCCAACCAAACUGUGGUCCACGGAAAGAACGUCCCGAAGCCCGUUGAGACUUUUGACGAGGCUGGAUUUCCCGCUUACGUUAUGAAUGAGGUCAAGGCCCAGGGAUUCGAGAAGCCAACGGCUAUUCAAUCGCAGGGCUGGCCCAUGGCUCUGUCUGGACGUGACGUUGUCGGCAUUGCUGAGACUGGCUCUGGCAAAACCCUGACCUACUGUCUUCCUGCAAUCGUUCACAUCAACGCCCAGCCUCUCCUGGCCCCUGGCGACGGACCUAUCGUCCUCAUUCUCGCUCCUACCCGUGAGCUUGCCGUCCAGAUUCAGGGUGAGAUCUCCAAAUUUGGCAAGUCUUCUCGCAUCCGGAACACCUGUGUCUACGGUGGUGUUCCCAAGGGUGGUCAGAUCCGAGACCUUGCUCGUGGUGUCGAGGUCUGCAUCGCCACGCCUGGUCGUUUGAUUGACAUGAUCGAAUCUGGAAAGACCAACCUUCGCCGUGUCACCUAUCUUGUCCUCGACGAGGCCGACCGCAUGCUGGACAUGGGUUUCGAGCCUCAAAUUAGAAAGAUCAUUGGCCAGAUUCGUCCUGAUCGUCAGACCUGCAUGUGGUCUGCCACUUGGCCCAAGGAGGUGCGCCAAUUGGCGUCUGACUAUCUCAAUGACUUUAUUCAGGUUAACAUUGGUUCUCCCGACCUUGCUGCCAACCACCGCAUCUUGCAAAUCGUCGAAGUCGUUUCCGAGUUUGAGAAGCGUGACAAGAUGACCAAGCACCUUGAACGCAUCAUGGAGGACAAAGACAAUAAGAUUCUCAUCUUCACUGGUACUAAGCGUGUGGCGGACGAAAUCACUCGUUUCCUUCGUCAAGACGGCUGGCCGGCGCUCUCGAUCCACGGUGAUAAACAGCAAAACGAACGCGAUUGGGUCUUGAACGAAUUUAAGACGGGCAAGAGCCCCAUCAUGGUUGCUACCGAUGUAGCAUCGCGUGGUAUUGAUGUCCGCAAUAUCACUCAUGUGUUCAACUAUGACUAUCCUAAUAACUCAGAGGAUUAUGUUCACCGCAUUGGACGUACUGGCCGUGCUGGUGCAAAGGGCACUGCCAUCACGCUCUUCACAACCGACAAUGCUAAGCAGGCCCGCGAGCUUGUCAGCAUUCUCACAGAAUCUAAGCAGCAGAUCGACCCGCGCCUCGCCGAGAUGGCCCGCUACUCCGGUGGUGGUGGCGGUGGCCGUGGCUGGGGAGGUCGCGGACGUGGCGGCUAUGGCGGCCGCGGUGGUAAGUUCUAGAAGCAUUUUACAAAAUGAAUUCAGGGCUCCGCUAAUAAUUUGAUUUCUCAGGCUACCGUGGAGGCUCUGGCUACUCGGGAUCUAACGCUGCACCGCUUGGCAGAAGCCGAUGGUAAUUAUAAUUACCUCGACUCUUCUGCAAAUUUUUUUUUCUAAUCGACCCUUAGAUUGCUGUGAACGGUUUUCAAGUUCUUUCUGAUAGACUAUUCCCCAGCCGCAUUUGCGGUGAAUGUUCAUCAAUGGGUGCAUAGUAUCUUUGCUACUAAUUUCUGCGCAUAUUAUUUUUCU